Messenger RNA from Cydia splendana, 2549 nucleotides. RefSeq names its product neuromedin-K receptor-like (gene NGR-A23). Gene Ontology annotation, biological process: G protein-coupled receptor signaling pathway. Bases 389 to 1807 code for a protein of 472 amino acids. Lineage: Eukaryota; Metazoa; Arthropoda; Insecta; Lepidoptera; Tortricidae. Gene Ontology annotation, molecular function: neuropeptide Y receptor activity. The transcript has 11 exons. The record is from RefSeq and is a predicted model, not a curated record. Gene Ontology annotation, cellular component: plasma membrane.
ACGAGUUUAAUUAUUUUUAAAUUGGGUGAGCUUAGUUAGAAAAUAAGUGAUUUAAAUUUCCAAUAUUUAACAUGAUAAUAGUGAAUGUUAUAAGUGUAUAAACACGUCAAACGCUAAGUGUUUUAAGUGCACAUAUCCGAGUGAUCAAUAAAAUCACAGUUUGCAGUAAUAAUUUCUUUCAGAAGUGGCAAGGUUGAAAAAUCUGUGCAAUGUCAACUUUGGUUGUGAGUCUAACGGUGUUAAUCGUAGUGUAAAUACCGCGCAGCCAGUGCUCUGAGUGUGUGUUGAGUGUUAUCACGGUAGGCUGCGAAAGGCCUCGCUGUAAGAACAAAGGACCUACCUGUUAUCAACAACGAUCCAGCUCUCCGCCGUGACCUCUUAUCUCAACAUGGAUUCAAGUACAACCAGUUCUUCUCAGGACGACGACGCGGACUGGCCGAGAAGCAUUUUAUUCGAAGAGUACUUCAGUCAAAAUGGCACAAACACUACACUGGAAACGUUGUACGACGUGCCAACUGGCAUGAUCGUGCUCCUUUCGUUCCUGUACGGCACGAUAUCGGUGCUCGCUGUCGUGGGCAACUUCCUGGUGAUGUGGGUGGUCGCCACCUCGAGACGGAUGCAGAGCGUCACCAACUGCUACAUAGCGAACUUGGCGCUGGCUGACAUCGUUAUUGGACUCUUUGCUGUACCGUUUCAGUUCCAAGCUGCGCUACUGCAGCGAUGGCUGCUACCACACUUCAUGUGCCCGUUCUGCCCGUUCGUGCAGGCACUGAACGUCAACGUCAGCGUGUUCACGCUCACAGCCAUUGCCAUUGAUCGGCAUCGCGCCAUCAUCACACCACUGAGCGCCCACACUUCCAAAAGAAUAGCAAAAGUUAUAAUAGUUUUCAUAUGGGUGUUGGCAUUCCUGCUAGCGGCUCCCAUGGCCAUGUCGUGGGAGGUGACCAUGGUACCAGAACUGGAUCCAGUUACCAAGCUGCUGUACAAGAAACCAUUUUGUGCUCCUAGUGAAUUUGGAUUACAUUCCUUGGCAAUUUAUCGACUGAUACUAUACAUUUGUCAGUACAUCAUCCCUCUGUGCGUAAUAACGUUCGCAUACGCACACAUGUCCUUGAAGCUGUGGGGCGCACGAGCGCCAGGGAAUGCGCUGGAAAUACGGGACGCGAAUCACAUGAAAAACAAAAAAAAGGUUAUAAAAAUGCUGGUGUUGGUCGUGGCGCUGUUUGCGCUCUGCUGGCUUCCUUUACAGAGCUAUUUAUUGCUUCAAUCGUUUUUCCCUUCAAUAAACGAAUACAGAUACAUAAACGUAUUAUUCUUCUGUUUUGACUGGCUGGCCAUGAGCAAUUCGUGCUAUAACCCCUUUAUCUACGCCAUUUACAACGAAAAGUUCAAAAAAGAGUUUAAGCAGCGAUUCACAUUUGGAAAAAAACCGAUGCGAUUUGACAGUUAUGAGGAUGGUCAGUCGUAUCGCACGCGUGUUUUAUCGUUCCGUUCGACGAAUGAACGCAGCGUUUACUCGGCAAGAAAAUCGGCCAGCUUAGCGCCCGUCGACGGCACGCGCACCUCCCGCUCCUCCUGCCACUGUAUCCGAAAUCAGGACUCGCAGAGGGAAAAUGGUUUCCGAUCAAUGAAGGACCUUGAUGCUCACAAUCUAAAUCAAACGUUCAAUGGCACUAAAAGGCGGCUUGAGAUGAAAAUAUCCAGAGACGACUUACCCGUAGGCGACGAGAGAGUCAGCGAGUUGUACAUCUUUCCCAACAGCAACAUUGUCGAGUUCACAGACAUAUCCUAUGAUGAUAAAGUGUAAAUGAACUUUCCAUAUAAUAAAUGUGAUUUUUGUCAUAAAAUAAGCAUAGUACCUAUAGUCGAUAAGAAAAUGUGAUUUGUUACACUAAUUGUAACCGACACCGAGUGUCACAAUGUAGAAAGCUACGAUAAUCUAAUCAAUAAUGUAAAUUGUGUACAGUAAACAUGUAUUUAAACUAUUCGUUAUUGUAACUGUUAGUAGGUAUUAUUUUUAAAUUAAGCUUAACAUUUAAAAUAUCGUUUGCAAAAGACUGUACAAUUCCAGAUUAUUGUAAACCGUGUAGAAAAUAAGAAUUUAGGUUAAUUUCCAUGUUAUCUGAUAAAGUCAAUCUAGGCGUAAGAACACAAGAAUAGAAUGAUGUGAAUUAUUCCGCCAUAAAUCCAACGUAACGAUGUGGAUAACCAUUAAAUCAUUCGCGCUGCAAUAGGGUAUUUCGUCUGAACUAACAUGCUACAAUACUGUCUGUAUCACAUGACUUGAUAUUGUUCAACAUAGUUCAGUUAUACACCGCCUAGUCUUUGCGAUGCUUAGAGCACAUAUACGUACCGAAAAUGUUAAUUAAGAUUUAUCAAGCUAACCUUCUAUUAGCAUUUCCAUAGAUAAGAAAAGCCUUGUAUCAAAGGCGACGUAAAAUCUCAGCAACUAAAAUCUGGCAACUUGCCACACCACUUCUAGUAUUAAGUAGCCUGUUAUUCUAUCUUAGAUAUCGCUAUCGAAUUUCGGAACUACGCUAUGGACAAUA